UAAAGCAAAUAAUUCAUAUUGGGCCGACUGGGGCCGGGAGCAAGCCUUAUAUUGCUUGCUUAAUUUAUUGUUUACAUUUUGUGUAAUGAUUUAACAGUCCGCAUGUAGCAUAUAAUGCAUAUUAUACACUUUAAUUGUGAGUUAGAAUAAGACAACAAUAGUUCUAACAGUCUCAAUUCAUGUUAACCGUUCACCGUGUAUUUAAAUGUACCAUCGAAAAGAAGAAGAAGACUCAUUAAAGAAACUUUACUUACCUUACCUUGCAAGAGAAAAAUACAAUAAAUUGAAAAUUAAAUUGUAUAUUUAAUUAAAAUUGUACACUCUUUGUAAGAAUGGAUACAAGCAAAAGUGAAGAAAAGCUGCUGGAGCACAACAAGGAAGAUGCAGCCGAAGAUGUCGCCAAUGGUCAUUUGAGUGAACCACCUCAGGCCAAAAUCCUCAAACGCCAGGAAAAGAAUGGGCCACAAACCAUAGAUUUGUCGUUGAGUAAUUGCUACACAUCCGAGGAGUAUGCAUUGCAGUUGCAGAAACAAUGGUUUUCUGAACAAAGUAAAGACUACAAAGACGAAACGACCGGCGUUGAAUUAUACACUAAUCCCUUUCAAAUAUGCCUGCUUCCCAAUAUGUUAAACAACACAGACAGCUGCAAGUUAUUAGUGGAUGAGAUGGUGAAAAAAGUUCAUUGGUCAAGAAAACAAAUGGAUCUGUAUGAAUUUUAUCAAAGUACUGAUUUGUCAAAUAUGAUUGAGUGUAAAUUCCUGGCCAACUUUCUGCAAAUGCUUCGUCGGUCAGUUAGACCAUGGUUGGAAAAAUUGACAAAUUUAAAGCUAGAUUAUGUGUCUGCAUCAUGCUCUAUGUAUACCUGCGGUGAUUAUCUUUUGGUACAUGAUGACUUGCUGAAGGAUCGUCAAAUUGCCUUCAUUUACUACCUCUCGCCCUGGGAGGAGAAUGAACUGUGGAACCAGGAGCAAGGAGGUUGUUUGGAGAUUUUUGCCAGUGACGACAAAUGCCUGCCACGAUUUCCAGUACAAAGAAAAAUAUCACCGAAAAACAAUCAAUUUGCCUUCUUUAAAGUCGGUUCAAAGUCGUUCCAUCAAGUCGGAGAAGUCACUACCUUCGAUUAUCCUCGCUUAACAAUAAAUGGCUGGUUCCAUGGUGCCUCCAAUGAGGAUCUUAUUGCCGAUGCUAUAAGACCUUUUGCGAAACUACAAUUUAAACCUCCCAUAUCUGUGAAUCCUCAAUCUUCCGUAGACCUUCUGUUGAAUGAGGUCUACCUAAAGCCCACAACUAAACGCAGUAUUCAAAAGAGAAUAGAAGACAAUUCAGAAAUUUGCUUAUAUGAAUUUUUCCGCAGGGAAAUAUUUGAAGAGGCCUUAAAAGAAUUACUCAACGACGAUAAGCUUAAAUGGUCACGACAAGGGCCGGCAAAUGUACAAAAUUUUGAAGUUCUCGAUUUGAAAACAGCUACCAAAACUCUAACACAAAUAAUUGAGCUAUUUUCAAACACUGAAAUGUUUAGCCUUCUACGGGACUACACAGACUUGGAUUUGUCUGGGCCGAAUGCCGCAAAUCCUCAAUUUACCUUAGAAAUCCAAAGAUGGUCACAUGGUGACUACACCGUUUUGGGAGAUGGUGCUAUUUGUGAAGAUAAUACCCUAGACUUAAUUUAUUACCUCAACGCGUCCGAGGGAGCAGCAAUUAUCACAUAUUUGUCUCCAGACACAGAACAAGCAGGCACAGGACAAGGACUAAAACAAACAGGUGGUGGUGACGAUGUUAGCGAUACUGAUUCUCUGGAAGGCGAAGGUUUUGAUGAUGACGACGAAUCGGUGCUGUUAACCAUCACACCCGUCGAUAAUGCCCUUAACAUUGUCUAUCGUUGUGAGGGUACAACGAAAUUUACAAAAUAUGUAUCACGUAAUACACCAUUGGAAAAUGGACCAGUUUUUGUUAUAUCCUGCAGUUAUAAGGAAUGAAAAAGCAGCGAACUGUACCACCCAAAAAUUUAUGAUUUAUUUUGAUCUUCUCGGAGAGAAGUGCCUGUUUUAUACGGAUAGAGUUUUUCAUUCAUUGAAAUGAACGACUUGAGUCAUUUAAGUGAUUUCCUAAUGUUUUUAUUUUGAACGAAAUUUAUUAGAUGUUCUAUUUUUUAUAUAGAGCGAGCAACAUGCAUACAUACAUACAUGUUUGUUAACACACAAAUGUUUAGCAUCUUUAUUGUAUACACACAAAUUGUAUAGAAAAAGAACCAACAACCAACAAUGUUUUUGAAUAAAGAAUAUUAAAAAAAAGAAAA
Musca domestica (house fly) is the source of this 2296-nucleotide messenger RNA. It is a transcript of the gene sud1, whose product is annotated as prolyl 3-hydroxylase sudestada1. Gene Ontology annotation, molecular function: peptidyl-proline dioxygenase activity; iron ion binding; L-ascorbic acid binding. Bases 333 to 1976 code for a protein of 547 amino acids. Gene Ontology annotation, cellular component: cytoplasm; GPI-anchor transamidase complex. The transcript is spliced from 2 exons. Lineage: Eukaryota; Metazoa; Arthropoda; Insecta; Diptera; Muscidae. Gene Ontology annotation, biological process: regulation of translational termination; attachment of GPI anchor to protein; peptidyl-proline hydroxylation. The record is from RefSeq and is a predicted model, not a curated record.